Messenger RNA from Blumeria graminis f. sp. triticale, 2952 nucleotides. NCBI's taxonomy places the organism in Eukaryota, Fungi, Ascomycota, Leotiomycetes, Helotiales, Erysiphaceae. The record is from the annotation of a GenBank genome assembly.
AUGCCAAACAAGAUGAAGCUUCAUGGGCUCAACACGAUGCAUACAUCAGGAAUCUUCUCUGAUAUGACAGUCGAUGGGCCUGAGAUUGGAACCCUAGUUGUAAUAGUUGACCGCGCAAAAAAUCUCCCUAACAGAAAGACUAUCGGAAAACAGAACCCAUACUGUGCGGCAAGGCUUGGAAAGGAAGCUAAGAAAACGGAGACGGACCAUCGUGGCGGCCAAACCCCAAAAUGGGACCAGGAGCUACGAUAUACGGUUCAUGAUUCGCCUGAUUAUUACAAUCUGAAGGUAUCAGUUUUCAACGAUGAUAAAAAGACAGAUCUUAUUGGAGAAACCUGGGUUGAUUUGAAGGAAGUUAUAGUUCCAGGUGGCGGGCAAAACGAUAUAUGGCAUAACUUGAGCUGCAAAGGUAAAUAUGCUGGUGAGAUAAGGAUUGAGAUCACCUAUUACGAUACAAGACCGAAACAAGAGAAGAUCGAAAAGACUAAACAAACCCCGUCAAACGGCCAUGAAAGUGUGAGCAAAGCUCAAGUUUCGAGCGGACAAAGACAACCAAAAUCAACAGUAAAACGCAGGCCUCUACCUUCUGAUCCCACAACAGGAGAAACCACUACAAAUUUUACAACGAGCAUUUCGGAGCGUUCAGGCAGAAGACCGCCACCACAUGAUCUUGUCACAAGCGAAACAGGCUUAGCAAGUUUUCAGUCGAAGACUUCAGAUUUUGCUCAGAGUCCAUCUCGCCAAGUGCUAGAACUCGAUCAGAAUUCAUACCGAGACUAUCGAGAAUCAUUAAAUUCUGUCCAAGAUUAUGGUCAUUCACCUCGGGAUUCACAGGAACCUUCCCCAAGAGCAGCUCAUAGAUACAGCACACGAGUGCAAGAGAGAAACCAAAGAUUAAAUCCCCAAUGCCCAUCUCAACAGUCUAAAGUCCCCGAAAAUUUAUAUAACCCACGCUAUUCGACAAAACAUCAAGGAGAAUAUACCAACCCUCUGGGAUCAACUACAUCAGUAAACUUAGUACAAAAUGAUCGAUAUAUGGAACAGGAACUUAUUUCGCGGAAUGAUUUCACACAAAACAUGGGGAGAAAUUGGACCGGAAUGACAGAGGACAAUAAUUCUCAGGAGCAAUAUCUUCCACAAAACAUAACAUAUCAAAUCCCGACAUCAGAGCAUUUUGAUGCGUCUCCGCCAAGCCCAGAUGGCCCUCCUCCUCCACCUCCAAUCCAUAGAAGCAUGAAUUCGCAUGGUGUGGCUGGACACUCCUCUCCGGCAGUAACCCCUCGAAGAAGCUAUGUAUUUCCCGCUGGAAUACCCGUAUCUCCUAGCUACGCCUCGCCAAUAAACGAUUCAAAAUUUACUCCGCUGGUACAUGAAAGAAACAGUUCAUAUCAAGCUUACAGUCCCCAAAGAGACCAAGAAAAAUACCAACCAUCACCUAACGGAAGUUAUCAAGAAUCUCCUACACAACACCAUUCUUAUAAUUCUAGAUAUGAUGGAUCUUCGUCUAUGCAGCCGACUGUUGAAGAUGCGCCACCAUCGCCUAGCUCCGGUAGGUAUUACUCACACCGUAAAAAUUCAGAAUAUCAACCCUCACCUUGUAAAAGUAAUAAAUGCGAACAAAUUGUCGCUCCAAUUCCUCGGAGACUAGGUAAUAGACAAAGUUUUUCUUCUGAACGUCGAGGAUCAUCUUCCGGGUCUUCACAGCAGUACUCCAAAAGUUCAAACGAUCUUUCAUCCAUCAACUCUCGGAUGUCAUAUAUAGAUCGAUCUGCUGAAACAUCGGACUCAUCAAGACCAGGAUCUAAAACCUCAGCCUGCCAGGAAUCAAGAUUAAGAGGGCAGUUUGAACAUCAUGGCCAAGAGAGAGCCAAUUAUGGGAUGCCCAAAGUUCCCGUAACCUUAGUUCCAGGAAUGGACCCUGCUAUAGCACAAGAGAUUGCAGACCGGAUAUAUGACGAGAAAAGAAACAACGCCUGGGCAACGUCUGAAAACUCUUCUCAAAGCAGGCAUCAAAAUCAUCUACACCAAGAGCAUGCUCAAGCUCGUAAAAUAUACAAUGAUUCUAUCUCAGAACAUGGCAAACAUAAAAAUAGAACCUCAGAUGUCAACCUACCAAAGCAUAAGUCAGGUACCACAUCUUCUGAAGCACGCCGCACUCAAACAAACCGAAAAUCUGUUAGUCCAUCACCAAUACGACCCGGUGCUCAGCGAAUGAACUCUGGUGUCCCAUUUGGGCCGGAGUCAUAUAAUGCUCUGAACCCAAAUAUGUCCAACUCUGCAUCGAACACCUGCCUAAGCGCUGCUUAUAAUACUAAUACAAAAGAUGAGGCCAAGAUUAUCACCCCUGACGGUAGAGAGAUAGACCCAAGUGAUCACAUUCCAGAAUCGAAUUACGCACCGCUACUUGAGAGUAGGAGCUCUAAGAAGCCGCCUCAUACGUCUGAUCAGAUCUACAAGCAACAUUCGAGUGCGCAGCAACCAACAGCAGUAAAUGGUCGCAGGCCACUUCAGCGAAUUACUCGCCCACCAAUAACAAGCACAUCCUCAGCACCCCAUACUAGCGCAAAUUAUGUGGCAACAAAUUCUGUCCCUCAAAACAACCGAACUCGUCUUCAAAAAAUAUCAACUCGUAUUUCCGCCAAUCAAGUAAAACAAUUACCCACCCGAGGUAUAAACUCUACCCAUGCAGGAAAUUCUCAAGAUAUGUACUACAGUAACCAGCCUGAAUUCGUUAGUACUCGUGAUUCCAACAGCUUUCCAAGAGCUCAAACAAUGGAAUAUCAGUCUGCCGAUAAUUUUACCAUACAAAAUUACGGCGUCUGCACUGGCGCUAAUGGCUAUGGAUUCCCUGAUUCGGCUUGCACAGUAGGUAGUGGUACGGAGCAAUGGUCACUUUCUGACGAAAUGCGAAGAAUAGACCUUUAUAGUGGUAGGGCUUCGAGCAGAGGUUAG